AUGCUGGAAGAAUUUAAAAAGGACAUGAUGAUGAAGUAUGAGAUGACUGAUUUGGGCCUUCUUCAUCAUUUCCUUGGAAUGGGUGUAAUUCAGACAAACUCAAGCAUUUUCAUUCAUCAAAAGAAAUAUGCAAAUUCCUUACUAAAUAAGCUUGGUUUAAAUGAGUGCAAGACUGUGACUACACCUCUUGUGGCAACUGAGAAGUUGACUAAAGAUGAUGGAAGUGGAGUUGCAAGUGAAGAACAAUACAGAAGCAUCGUGGGUAGUCUUAUGUAUCUCACAGCCACUAGACCUGAUAUUAUGUAUGCUUCUAGUCUUCUUGCUAGGUUCAUGCAUUGUCCUACUAGCAAGCACUAUGGAACUGCCAAAAGAGUGCGUAGGUACAUCAAGGGGACCCUGAACUAUGGUUUAGCGUAUGUGAGAGGCAAGAAUGCAAUGUUGAUUGGUUUAUGUGAUAGUGAUUGGGGAGGAUCACUUGAUGACAAUAAAAGCACAUCUAGAUAUGCAUUCUCUUUCAGAAGUGGUGUCUUCUCUUGGGCUUUAGUCAAGCAAAACUAUGUGGCACUAUCUACUACAGACGCAGUGUACAUAAGUGCAUCUGAAGCCACUACACAAGCAAUUUGGCUCAGGUUUGUCCUAGAAGAUUUUGGAGAACUUCAAACUGAAGCAACUCCAUUGCAGUGUGAUAGCACCUCUACAAUUGCAAUCACCAAGAACCCUGUGUUUCAUCAUAAGACAAAGCACAUUGAUAAGAGGUAUCAUUUCAUUAAAGAUGCAUUGCAGGAAGGUAUUAUUGAUUUGGUGUAUUGUCCUACAAAUGAGUAG
Prunus armeniaca (apricot) is the source of this 825-nucleotide messenger RNA. Lineage: Eukaryota; Viridiplantae; Streptophyta; Magnoliopsida; Rosales; Rosaceae. The record is from the annotation of a GenBank genome assembly.